This is a messenger RNA of Sporisorium graminicola, 1821 nucleotides long. RefSeq lists its product as uncharacterized. Gene Ontology annotation, cellular component: endoplasmic reticulum. The record is from RefSeq and is a predicted model, not a curated record. Gene Ontology annotation, biological process: protein N-linked glycosylation; dolichol-linked oligosaccharide biosynthetic process. The transcript has a single exon. Gene Ontology annotation, molecular function: dolichyl pyrophosphate Glc2Man9GlcNAc2 alpha-1,2-glucosyltransferase activity. Lineage: Eukaryota; Fungi; Basidiomycota; Ustilaginomycetes; Ustilaginales; Ustilaginaceae. Bases 1 to 1821 code for a protein of 606 amino acids.
AUGUCGUCCAUAGCACACCCCAAAACAUGGCCGAUCCCACUGGCUCAGCACAUCCCCACACUCAUCUUCAUCUCGGUUACCGUGCUAACGUCGACUCUCACUUCGCGCACCCAACCGACGCCGUACAUCGAUGAGAUCUUUCACAUUCCUCAAGCACAGCGCUACUGCUCGGCGCUCUCUGGCUCUUCGCUGACGACAGUGGCCGAGGUGUGGCAGAAGCUGCGGGGGGUGGACUACGAUGCCAAGCUGACCACGCCUCCUGGACUGUAUGCGAUCUCGGUGGGGCUGGCACAGCUGAUGCCGGGGUGGGGGUGUGGGGAUGUUGCUUGGCUGAGGAAUACCAACCUGGUGCUGCUACUGACACUGCCUGUGUUGGUUGCGAGAAUCGUUCGACAGGAUGAGGAGGCAAUGCUAGAGACAAGCAGAAGCACGAUCCAGCAGCCACCGAAACCGGCAAGGGCGAAAAAAGCCAUUUCUAGGUACGCCAUUCAACAACUUCAGGCACAAGCAAAGCUCGAACAACCUCCCACUCCCACCACCUCUCAAGAUGACCUGACGAACGUUGACCCUCCCACCGUCACCCUCACCAACGGUGCACCGCCUGCACCACCCCAGGCAGCACUCUCUCGGGCACCGAAACGCAAAGAAGCCACACCGUACACCAUGGCGGUAGCUUGCACCAUCUGCUUCCUUCCACCACUCUGGUUCUUUGGAUUUCUGUACUACACCGACCUAGCCUCCAUCUGGCUUGUACUAGCCACUUGGACGCUGUACAACGAUCUCAACCAACGAUCUUCGCUGCGGACGGGGACCAUGAUUGCAGUGGUGUCGAUGUGGGCGGUGCUGGUGCGACAGACGAAUAUUGUCUGGGUUGUCUUUUGCGCUGGGCAAGCCAUACUGGCUCGCGUAGCAAGGCUGUCCGCGCCAGAGAGUAGAGGAUUGAUCCUCGAGAUACGAGGUACGCUUGUGGCGGCGGUGGGUCGGCAGAGGAUGGACUUCUGGCGAAUAGUGGCGGUGAAUGUACUGCCCAUGGUGCCGAUGCUGGUUGGAUGUGCCUGGUUUAUUCACUGGAAUGGCAGCAUUGUGUUGGGCGACAAGACAAAUCAUCAGGCUGGCGUGCAUCUGGCGCAGAUGGGGUACUUUUUGGCCUUUGCUUCUGGAUUCGGCAUCUUUCCCUUGCUGUCCGCCUUGCAAGCCUCACCAACCACACGAGCCAGCUCUUCCAGCCACUCGAGCAUUACAGCAGCGAUCCGCGCGCCUAUCAACACGGUCGCACAAGCAGCAUUCGGUUCCACAUCCGGUAUCGCCACCCUCGCCGCCACGCUAGCAGCAUUCUAUAUCGCCGUCGAUCGAUACACGCUCGAACACCCGUUCCUGCUCGCAGACAACCGGCAUUACACGUUCUACGUCUGGCGCAUCUUUCACCGUCCGUACUCUGUGCUCGGCGUCGCCAUUGAGCCGAAGUACGUUGCAGUGCCGCUGUACGCCAUCGCGCUGACCGCGUGGAACUGUGCCCUCGCCCGCAACCGCAACCGCGGGGUGCUGGUGCGGGUGCUCUUCUGGACAGCGGCAGCAGCGACGCUGGUCCCGACCCCGCUGGUCGAGCCGCGGUACUAUUUGCUGCCGUAUGUGGUGUUGCGCGUCAUGUGUCUGUCUGUAGAGGGGGGAAGCAAGUGGACAUGGUUGGCGCUAGAGGUGGCAGUGUAUGGUGUGGUGAAUGCGGUGACGGUGGGGCUGUUUGUGGGGAGACCGUUCGAGUGGGCCGCGGGGGCGGUGGAUGCGGCCAGGGGUGAGGGUACGACUAUGCGGUUCAUUUGGUAG